This is a messenger RNA of Adineta steineri, 447 nucleotides long. The record is from the annotation of a GenBank genome assembly. Lineage: Eukaryota; Metazoa; Rotifera; Eurotatoria; Adinetida; Adinetidae.
AUGUAUGUUACCGGUCUAAAUGAAGCAUUUCAUAUCAAUCGAAACACCUUGUUCAAAGUUACAUUCCUAGCUGGCGUAUAUAGUUCUCCACAGGGUCCCCUAGUCGUACAAAUUAUGGUCAAUGAUUACUUGAUUAUCGGAAACAAAGUUGUACCGAAUACCGCUGCGCGUAUUAAUUAUAGUUUGGGUAUAUCAAUAGAUAUCGUUGACAUGUCGAAUGGCUUCCAGCAAGUAGACUCAGGUGUUAUCGGAAUUAUGCUGCCUUUGACAAGAGUAGCGUAUGUCUAUUUAGCACCUGGUGUUUACUCGUUCAAUGUUGGAGCACGUAGUUUCCGAUCUCGCGGUGUUAUUGAUGGUGCAACUGUAACAUAUGAAUUAACACAAUCACAGGAUGCUAAUGAGAACACGAUAGGGGCAUUCCCAUUAAUUACAACAUUUUCCAAAUAG